Messenger RNA from Plutella xylostella (diamondback moth), 1148 nucleotides. It is a transcript of the gene EndoG, whose product is annotated as endonuclease G, mitochondrial. Gene Ontology annotation, biological process: apoptotic DNA fragmentation. The record is from RefSeq and is a predicted model, not a curated record. Lineage: Eukaryota; Metazoa; Arthropoda; Insecta; Lepidoptera; Plutellidae. Gene Ontology annotation, molecular function: metal ion binding; RNA endonuclease activity; single-stranded DNA endonuclease activity. Gene Ontology annotation, cellular component: mitochondrial inner membrane; nucleus.
UACAUUAUAACAUAACCUCAAAUUUGAAGACAAAGUUUUCAUUUAAUUUAUUUAUUAUAAUAAAAUAAAGUAACUACUUAAGUCUACUUAAUAACGAUAAAUCAUAAGAGGCAAACCUCAGCAAAAAAAUGAUUCACAAAAAACUUUUACAAGUAGCCCAACUCAGUGCCGUUGGUUUCGCUGGAUAUUAUGCGGGUUCAUAUUCACAAAAACAUAGUGCUAAUCAAUCUCUGGUAGACUCUGUUGUUAUUGAUGGAAGAACCGUGAAGAAUUUACCUGGACUUCCUAUAUUCGGGACCGUGUCUGCUGCGGCCCCAUAUUUUGAUAGUGGAAGUCCAAAAGAUACAAGCAGGGUAUCACAAAUAAUGAAAUAUGGUUUCCCAAGUUUAGAUAAUGUGCGGUCCUAUGAUGACUUUGUGCUGUCAUAUGACAGACGGAACCGGGUUCCUAACUGGGUGUUUGAGCAUCUCACCAAAGAGCACAUUCAGAAGAACCCCAGUGUCGACCGCAGCAAAUGUGACUUCACCCCAGAUGAAAGCAUACAUCCAUUCUUCAGAUCCCUCAACAGUGACUACAAAGGGUCCGGGUUCGACCGGGGACACAUGGCCGCGGCCGGCAACCACCGACUACACCAGAAGCACUGCGAGCAGACCUUCUACCUGACCAACAUGGCUCCACAGGUUGGUGAUGGCUUCAACAGACAUGCGUGGAAUAAUCUAGAGAAACACGUCAGGAAACUAACCAAAGUGUAUGACAAUGUGUACUGCUGCACGGGACCCCUCUACUUGCCAAGGAAAGAGGCCGACGGCAAAUCCUAUGUCCGCUACCAGGUGAUAGGAGGCAACUCGGUGGCGGUGCCCACGCACUUCUACAAGGUGGUGGUGGGCGAGGGCGGCGGCGCGCUGGCGUUGGAGGCCUACGUCAUGCCCAACCAGAGGAUCCCGGAUGAGACGCCUCUUAGCGCUUUUAUGGUACCACCGGAGUCAAUAGAGAAAGCCGCGGGGUUGCUUUUCUUCGACAAACUGAACAGAAGUAAGCUUACCAGUAUCAACGGAAAGAAAGUGUAAUACCGACCUUAUUGGUAGUGGCCAAUGGGGAUGUAGAUGAUGCCACUGUUCGAAAAACUCCCGUUCCAUUAGUUGGUUCAG